This is a messenger RNA of Egretta garzetta (little egret), 1914 nucleotides long. It is a transcript of the gene COL8A1, whose product is annotated as collagen type VIII alpha 1 chain. Gene Ontology annotation, molecular function: protein binding. The record is from RefSeq and is a predicted model, not a curated record. Lineage: Eukaryota; Metazoa; Chordata; Aves; Pelecaniformes; Ardeidae.
AUGGCCAUGCUGUUCUUCCCCAUGCAGCUGCUGGCAGCAGCUGUCACCAUUUACCUAGAGCUGGUGAGGUCUGCUCAAGGUGGCGUCUACUAUGGGCUCAAGCAGCUGCCACCCCAAGUGCCCCAGUACCAACCCCUCGGACAACAAGUACCUCACAUGCCGCUGGGCAAAGAAGGUAUCCCGAUGCAGCACAUGGGCAAGGAGGUGCCCCACAUGCAGUACGGGAAAAGACCCCCUCUGCUCGGCAAGGACAUGGCUCCCAAGAAAGAGAAAGAAAUGCCCAUACGCAGUCUGAGGGGCGAGCAAGGUCCCCCCGGUGAGCCUGGACCAAGAGGGCCACCAGGGCCACCAGGAUUACCGGGUCAUGGUGUGCCAGGAGCCAAAGGAAAACCAGGCCCACAAGGAUACCCAGGAAUUGGGAAGCCGGGUUUGCCGGGGAUGCCGGGGAAACCGGGGGUCAUGGGACCCCCAGGGCCGAGAGGGGAGAUGGGGCCGAAGGGGGAGAUCGGGCCCAUGGGGAUACCUGGGCCGCAAGGACCACCAGGGCCUCACGGGCUUCCUGGCAUAGGGAAAGCAGGUGCUCCGGGGCUGCAGGGGCAGCCGGGGCCGAAGGGUGAGCCUGGGAUGAAGGGGCCCCCGGGAGUCCCUGGGAUCCCAGGGCCGAAAGGCGAGAAGGGUGUCGGGAUCCCGGGUUUGCCAGGGCUGAAGGGUCCACCUGGCCUCCCUGGCCCGCCUGGUCCCGUGGGGCUGCCAGGGGUCGGCAAGCCAGGUAUGGUUGGCUUCCCUGGCCCCCAGGGACCCCUGGGCAAACCCGGACCCCCAGGAGAGCUGGGGCUGCAGGGGCCCCCGGGGGUCCCCGGGAUCCAAGGCCCUCCGGGUUUGCCCGGCGUUGGCAAACCCGGCCAGGAUGGUGUCCCCGGCCAGCCGGGCUUCCCAGGUGGCAAAGGGCCGGGCAUCAUGGGCCCCCCGGGGGCUGCUGGCUUCCCAGGACCCAAAGGAGAAGGGGGUGCUGUGGGGCCACCGGGACCGGUUGGCCCAAAGGGCGAACCCGGCCUGCAAGGGUUUCCAGGAAAGCCAGGCUUUCCCGGGGAAGUGGGGGCCCCUGGGCUGCGGGGGCUGCCGGGCCCCACAGGGCCCAAGGGGGAAGCUGGACACAAAGGCUUGCCAGGGCUGCCGGGGGGCCCAGGGCUCGUGGGGCCGAAGGGCGAGCCGGGACUCCCCGGCGCCCAAGGGCUGGAGCCCGGCCUGCCUGGACCCCCUGGCUUCCCUGGCGUGGGCAAGCCUGGUGCCGCGGGGCUGCAGGGUCCCCCGGGGAAGCCUGGGGCACUCGGUCCCCCUGGCCAGCCAGGACUCCAGGGGCCACCUGGCCCCCCCGGGCCCCCAGGUCCCCCGGUCAUCAUCCCACCCACUCCACCGGCCGUAGGACAGUACCUGCCCGAGGUGGGGCCAGGGAUAGAUGGCGUCAAGCCCCCCUACGGCUACAUGGGCAAGAAAGGCAAGGCUGGUGGCGCCGUCUACGAGAUGCCCGCGUUCACGGCGGAGCUCCUCACCCCCUUCCCCCGGGUCGGGGUGCCCGUGAAGUUCGACAAGCUCCUCUACAACGGCCGGCAGAACUACAACCCCCAGACGGGGAUCUUCACCUGUGAGAUACCUGGUGUCUACUACUUCGCCUACCACGUCCACUGUAAAGGGGCCAGCGUCUGGGUGGCAUUGUUCAAGAACAACGAGCCGCUGAUGUACACCUACGAUGAGUACAAGAAGGGCUUCCUGGACCAGGCGUCGGGCAGCGCCGUCGUCCAGCUGAUGCACGGAGACAAGGUUUACGUUCAAAUGCCAUCCGAGCAGGCGGCAGGACUCUAUGCCGGGCAGUAUGUUCAUUCAUCUUUUUCAGGAUAUUUAUUGUAUCCCAUGUAA